Molecule: messenger RNA, 1454 nt
Organism: Daldinia decipiens
Lineage: Eukaryota; Fungi; Ascomycota; Sordariomycetes; Xylariales; Hypoxylaceae
Product: glycoside hydrolase family 16 protein
Exons: 4
Coding region: 232-1422 (396 amino acids)
Biological process (GO): glucan catabolic process
Molecular function (GO): hydrolase activity, hydrolyzing O-glycosyl compounds
Source: RefSeq, a predicted model, not a curated record
CAACUUUAUACGCCACAUCAAGCAACGCUACUAACCUUCCAUACCAACCAUCUCCUAACCAGUAUAAUCCUAACAGCCGCGGCUAGAACUCUCGCAUUCUUUUAAGCACUGCGGCGGCGCAGCACGCAACAACAUUCGGCGUCGGACGGCCACUAAGCGAAGUUCGCCGUAACCUUCUUAACCUUCUUCACGAGCUUAUCUUGCAGGCCAAGUAAAUUUUUGACUACAAAUAUGGGUUGGGAGAACACGCCCGCUCAGCCUAAGGCUGGUCCUGCUUCAUUUCACGUUAGAGAUACCAACGGCCCCGUUGAAAUGGUAACUGGACCAUCACCCUACUAUUCGACAGAACUACAGGAUCACCCGCGACGGAAUAUGCGUAGUCAACCAGCUUUACCUUGGUGGAAUCCAAGGUCUUGGAGGAAAAGAACUUGGGCCAUUGUUGUGGUAGCUUUUAUUAUCGUUAUCAUCAUCGCCGUAGUCACUCCGGUUGAGGUCGCCAAGGCAAAUCGAUACCCGAAUUAUACCAAACUGAACUACUCCUUGGCAGAUGAAUACUCCGGGACGACAUUCUUUGACAGGUUCAAUUAUUUCACAGGAUACGAUCCGGCACAGGGAUUCGUUCAUUAUGUCCCCGAAGCCCAGGCUAAGCAAUUGAACCUCACUUCUGCUUCUGAGGAUUCAGCCAUCAUAAGAGUUGAUACCAGCGUCGGUCCCCAGUCUACACCUGAUGCAUCAACGGGCCGCUUCUCCGUGCGACUCGAGUCUCAAGCGCAGUAUGAGGACGGCCUUUUUAUUUUCGAUGUAAAGCACACGCCGUUCGGAUGCGGAACCUGGCCCGCCUUGUGGCUCACCGACCCCGUGAACUGGCCGGACCACGGCGAGAUCGACGUGAUGGAGGCUGUUAACAAAGCCACCGAUGGCAAUCAAAUGACGCUGCACACGACAGAUGGUUGCUCGAUGGACGUGAAGCGUAUAAUGAGCGACUCGAGUCUUUCGAAUGAUUGCCACAAUGCCACCGAUAACAACGCCGGCUGCGGAGUUAAAGGCAACGCCGCUACUUACGGCAGCGCGUAUAACGACGGACAGGGCGGUAUCAUCGCGAUGGAGUGGCGUAACGAGGGUAUCCGGGUGUGGCAGUUCGGCAGGAGUAACAUCCCUACCGAUAUCGCCGCCAAGAACCCGGAUCCGAGCAGCUGGGGCUCAGCCUCUGCGGACUUCCCGAACACAAACUGUGACAUCAGCUCGCACUUUAAGAACCAGAGUAUCAUUGCCAACAUCGAUCUCUGCGGACAGUAUGCCGGCGCUGUGUACGCUUCGAGCGGCUGCCCGAGCAACUGCACCGACUAUGUUGCUAACAACCCCGAAGCCUUCACCGAUGCAUUUUGGGAAUUCGGCAAAUUCGAGGUUUACAAGGCUGCUUAGUCGAAAGUUCACACGAUUUAAUGGAUAGUACC